Messenger RNA from Pocillopora verrucosa, 2646 nucleotides. RefSeq lists its product as uncharacterized. The record is from RefSeq and is a predicted model, not a curated record. NCBI's taxonomy places the organism in Eukaryota, Metazoa, Cnidaria, Anthozoa, Scleractinia, Pocilloporidae.
AACAAGCGCAAUUCAGGGUUGGGAAUAAUAAGUGUUGACAUGGUCGCCUAGGGAAUUUCAAGCGUCUCUUGCAUUCAAUUAGGAAGAAAAAUGGGAACUUACUGACCAAAAGACACCGACAUCUCCUCUCUUUGCGUCUCUGGUCCUCCUUUCUUUAAUUCUUUGACAGCACGGGCAGCUGGCUCGGAGAUGUAAAGUACAAUCGAAAUGAGUUUCUUCGCGGCAUCCCGUGAAAACAUCGAAUUUCCUCAGUGAAUAGUUUAAUUUCAAAACAUCCAGCCUCUUUUGUGAAUCACCCACGAUCGAAUGACUUAGUUUGGGGCAAGAUACCAGUGCAAAUUUGGGACGAAAAAUAGACUUCAGCUGCUCUUCAACGAAUGGGAGCACUUACUGGGGCUUGAAGAUCUUUUAGUUGGAGGAAAUGCAAAUCUGGAUUUACUCGGUUUUUAUAACCGUAUGGUAUGGAUGUUUGAAUGUUGUGUACUGCCUAGCAAUACAGCCGCCCUCUUCUUCCGGGACAACCGCUUUCACGCAGAGGACGGUCGUAUCAGUUACACCAACAAUAUCAGUGGACACUUCGAUAGUUACCGCAAGGGCAGCGCCAACUCCUGUGAGAUCAAGUGUUUCAGCCUCAGCUUCACUUCAAACAGAAGUAACUACCAACAAGGCAUACACCCUUCCCGCUACCGAACCUCGUCCUGAAACAGAGAUUACGCAGGCCGAGCCUCAUACUGAAGGAGAGGCGCGGGCAGAAGGCGAGUCAACUGCAAUAAGUGAACAAGCAGGAGAAUCCGAACCAUAUGUAGAACCAGAGACGUGGCCGGAGCCAGGGCCAAGAUGGAGUGAGGCCUUUGAAAAAUGGAGGGCAGCUUGGUACAUUCAUGUCUAUUUCUUCGCCAUCGCUUUCCUCGCCAUUGGAUCUUAUGCUGGUUAUUACGUCAUCUUGAACAUUUACGACGGCUUAAGAGGAAAAUACCUUAGUGUUUGUUUAAACGGUAUGGUUCUGCUGUUUGGUACAACCAGGGCCUUUGUGCUGUUUUUGGAUCCGUAUCAUCAAGGGAGCUUAAUAAAGGCUCUUUUCACAAUGCGCCUGUUAUGGUCCAUCGGCGGCCCUUGUCUCACCGCCUCUGACUCCCUCAUAAUUUUGGCCCUGGUAGAGACCGCUCGUGUGUCCAUUGCGCCUCCAAGAUUUCAGAGGCUCGAAACAAUUUCGAUCGUGAUUGCAUUCCAUUUUGUUCUCGUUAUCGUUUCAGACACAAUCGUUUCUAUUUACAUGGAAGCAAAAAUCAUGAUUUUACUCUGUCAGUUAUUCUUCUCCGUUUGGGGAAUUACGUUAGGUGCCGGAUACGCAAACCUCGCGUACAAACUCGACAAGCAACUCUUCAGUCAUAAACAGAUCAAGGAAAAGGGAGAUAAAGUAUAUAUAUUUCUCAUUUACGCCUCUGCCGCGGCAAAUUUUUUCAUUUGCGGCGUUAUGAUCUACACCGCAGUGGGUGUUUUUGGUGUGUAUACAGACAUUGAAUUCGUGGACGCCUGGCACUGGUGGACGUUGCAAACGUUAUUUCGCACUGGGGAAGUUAUAACCUGCGUCUUGAUUUUCACGGUUAGCGCCAAGAGAUCACGAGUAAAGCAAGCUGCAGAUGAAGUUUCUGAGUUUGAUUCUCGGUCACAAACGUUUGAUUCGAUAGACGGAUGUUCCGCGUUUCGAAAAGUUCGAUCGUUUUUUGACAGAUGUAGAAAACGGGCAACGAUCUCUGAUAUCGCAGAUGUCUUUAAGGAUGAUUCAGAGACAAUUGUGGUGGUCAGUAGAAGUAGUUUUAAAAAGAGAACUGCUGGUAAAGGCAACGAUGAAGAUGAUGUCCUUCCCCCUGUUUUCGAAGCAUUUCAAGAGAGGGACAGGGGGAGAAGGCAAGAUUUGUUUUCUCAUAUGCGUGAGGUGACUGUCGAAAAUCAAAUUGCGCAGCUCGACGCGAUGGCUCCAGCGGUUGCUCCUAGACCAAGGAGGGGUCGAAGACAGAGUUUAUUUUCUGCCAUGCAUGAAGCUAGCAUAAACAGCGCUAUUUCCUCGUUUGCUCAGCAAAUAACUGAAGCCAGCGAAGAACCCAUGAAAUGUGAGUCUUUCGAAACAGAUGGGGAGCUUAACGAGGAGCCAAAACCUCUCCCUCGAAGAGGCCGGCGGACUAACGUUUUCUCGAAUCUUCCGGAAACAAAACCGGAGAGGAAAAAUCCUCGUCAAGGCAUGAUGGAAGAUAUUGUUGAGGAAUCAACUGUUUACGAAGGGGAGGGUGACUCGAUUAGGAGACGCCCACCACUAUUGAAAAUGCGGAGUUCAGACAGAAUGCGUCAGUUAAUUAAUACUUGGCUCUCGCGAACUAAAGGUUCUUCCGAUGAACCGAAAGACAUUGCCGAGGAAGAGGAACCAAAAAUUGAAAGAGAUGAGAAUUCUGCGACAGAUUCCCUUCCUACAGAAAACUGUUGAUGACCUUGUAACUAACUUGCUUGUAAAAAGCCAUCUUUUUGGGUUCCUUGUGAAUAAUGCACAAGCCUUCAAAGCAUUUGAAACAUCCCUGUACCUCUUUUAAAGAGCAGUUUUCGACGUAGAUCGUCUUUAGUACCACUGAAUACAUCUCUUCCUGUUCCUUUUUG